CCCAUUGGAGAACAGAAAAUUUAAUGAGCUUUUAAUGGAAUGCAAUGCUCAGAGUAGUAAAUUAUUUGUUAGUUGACGAUGCAAUCAGCAUGCUGAUGAAGGUUGCUUGGUUUUUUACUAAACAUUAACUGAAUGAAAACGGGUAGUGCUUGUUCUGCUUGGGGGGUUUUAAGGAAGCAAAUGGACUUUCAGAACAGAGAUUGUCAAUAAAGGCUCUUUACUGUUCUAUCCAAAGAAUAACAACACAUCAUGUCAAUACUUCCUUUAAUAAAUGGACUGACUCCACAAGUUGGGGAAGAGGAAGUGGAGACAGAGGAAAAGCUUAGCCGGGCCUAUGGGGCCCGAGUUUGAAGAGGGAGAAGCUUCUCCGGGACGGACGGGGCCCCUUCGGCUCCUGCCUUAUGCACGGGGCACCACUGACUGACCAGCCUCAUGCAGAAAUUCAAGUACUACGAAGAAAAUAAACAUAUACAAAGUCAUGGCUGAGCCUCUGGGAAACUUACAACCCAGGAAGAAACAUUGAGCUGACCAACAACUGUGCCUAAUCAAAGGAAUACCCAUCUGGAGCACUGCAUAUAUCCUUUGAGAAGGUGCCCCAUGACAUCAACCACAGCAGAGGCCGAUGGUGAUACUGGAGGAAGCCCACAGCUCAGGGAAGGCUUGGAGCGUACAUGGCUGGGUUCCUGAGCACCGAGCUGUUAAUCUCGCCUCUGGAGCUGGAUGGAGGCCCAGGCUGCCUUGAAACACUGAGCGAUGCCAUGCCAAUUCAAGGCUGUGACCUUUCCCUGACCUCAACCCCAAGCCCGGGGUCACCUUGCUGCAGCUCUGGUGAAGCACUGAAUGGAAGUCUUGCUGGAUUAUUGGCACUGGAUAAGUGGGUCUUCAGAGAACGUCCGGUAGAGCAGAGACAAGAGCACAGCGCUCUCGUUCCUUUGUUCUCUUCAAGGAGUGAUCAGUUCUCUCGGGCUGUGGAGAAGGCUCACUCAGUAAAGUGGCUGCUCUGCAAGCACUGGGAAUUUAAUUUACUAAUCUCAGCUACUAGGAAGCCUCUUCAGUGGUGGACGGUAGCUACAGUUUCCUCCCAUAAGCUUAAGUAUACAAAAAAAUUCAGUGUUCCAAGAAUGAAAAUCAUAAACAGCUGCUCCAAAGACUGGAGAGGUCAGAGAAGAGGAAGCUCAGAAAGAAAGGAGUGUCUUUUACAUGCUGUGCUUCCAACAACCACUCUCCAUGGUGCUGGAGCAGAAACCGCAGACUCGUCUUGUUCUCAUAUGGGAAAUCUCCUGAAGACUGAGAAAUCCACGGUUGAGGGGGCCAUCAUCCCAGAAAAGAAGAUGCUGCAGAGAAAAUCCCUCUGGACUGAAAUACUCCCUCCUGGAGGCAGGAGGAAGGCUCCGGAGAUCAACCCUGGGAGAGCUGAAACUUAAGAGGUUAUAUGACCAUACUCUCUCAUUGCCGGGGUAGUAAUCAACUGUUGAGGUGCAGACACUUUCCAACUUCCUGGGAACAGAAACCUUCCCAUCUGGGGUGAAGGUGGAGGCUCUGGAGACUCACAAGGUCAAUAAGUCCAGGGAAAAAGUUGCAAGAUUCCCUCCACGAGGUUAUGUAAAGGGGAAACAACUGCUUGUGGAAAAACUCCCCUCCCUGCUCUGGCUAGCAACUGGCAAGUGUCCUGCAGCAUGCACCGGAGAUGCAGCUUCUGAGCUGAGUCAUCAGAGCUGGGGUGGGAUUUUGGUUGAGGCAGCUGCUGGGGAGUCACCCAUGGUCCAGUAAGUGACCUCUACCCUGCUUUGUGAGUAGCCAGUAAAUGAAUUGGUACUUUGGGUGUGAACGUGCUUUGAUCUGUUCUCUGUGCCCUAUCUGCGGUGAAUAGACAUACGUAACUCCAGGGGGAAAGUGUCACAUGACUGAAGGACAAAGUGAUGGAAAAGGAAGCAAGAACCCAUUCCUCUGAAGAAGCAUUAAUGCAUUUGUGAGCAUGGGUCCUUGUGGUUUUGUCACCUGUUAAAGGUUCCACCUCCCAAACUACACAUCGGGCUGGGUUUCCAACACAUGGCUUUUUGGUGACACAAUCUCAAGUACUCACAGAGAAUUUGAGAUAAUAUCUGAAUUGUCUACUUGAUUUUGUAAUAAAAGGUCACCGUUUGCCUCACAAGAGUAAUGUUCUUUGGCCAAAAACAAUUGUUCAACUUAUUAACAACUUUCCAACCUGGGUUGUCCUCAGGCAACCAUUUCUAAAGGAUGCCUUUUUCCUAUUUGGGGCUAAGUCUUAUUGGAAGAGAUAAGAAGCCCAAAGAGAAGAACCAGCCUGGUGUGGUGGCACAUGCCUUUAAUCCCAGCACUUGGGAGGCAGAGGUAGGAGGAUCACCGUGAACUCAAUGCCACCUUGAAACUACAUAGUAAAUUCCAGGUCAGCCUGGGCUCUAGUGAGACCCUACCUCGAAAAACAAAACAAAACAAAAAACAAAGAGAAGAACGAGUGUGCACACAUUGGAGGACAGGCUCAGCCACACUAAUGGCAACUUUACAUUUCCAGAAACAGGGAUUGUCCCCGUAGAAGGAAGUCAGUAAGAAGCGAAAUGUUAGGGAAAUAAAUAGCAAGGAAUAAGAGAAGAACUGUCAUGGAUUGAAUAUAGGCUCACGACUUUAUUAGUAGCAAAGACUACCUGUUUAUUCUACUAAUUAUUAGGUUUGUAGAGCUGCACAUAGUCUCCAUAGUUGUUUCACGUUGGGUUUAAGUCUUUAAGACCUCUGGGAGCUAUCUGACACAGAAUUCUUAUCCCACUUCCAAGCACAAGGAAAUUUACAUGCAAGAAAUUUAAUUUUAAGUGAUGGGGCCAAAGAUUAUUUUGUAAUAGACCCAAGGAUGGAUUUUUUUCCCCCUUCAAGUUCAAAUGCCCACUGUGGCACUGUGUGUUAGGCACAAGUUACACUAAGCUGCUGAGCCUUUGCAUCACUGUGAUGUAGAACACGUGCUUGAUGCCAUAUGAGGGGAUGCGGACAAGCAAAGGUAAGAAGUGCACACCUGAGACAGACAAUCGACAUACAGCCACCCUUCAUGCAAAACUCAGCCGUGUCCUCGGAUGCCACGUGGGCAGUUACACGCUUCAUGGCUUACCAUGGUCCAUUUAGUCUCUCAUUCCCAAAUCUAUGUCAGUUCUGAUUUAAUAAGAAUCCAAGAGAUAUACUUUGUAGAAACUAUUUUUUUUUUCAUAUAGAAUUUCUCCAAUUAUUACAUCAGAACCAUAGAAUACUUCUAAAAAUUGCCUACUUUGCUUCCUGCAUAUGCACUCCAAAGACCAAUACAGUUUUGUAGCUUAUGUGAAAUGAAUGGGGAAGGAAGAACAUGUUUUUUUUUCUUGUGUUAAACUAUGAUAUUAUUAAAGUGUAGGAAUUGUUUCCAAUUUUAUGGUUCAUAAUUUAUUCAGCAUCAUAUGCAGUUCUUCUUAUGUGAUUAGAAAACUUAGACUACUGGGAAAUCACUCUGUCUAUAAGAAAUCAUCAUUAUAAUUCUAAACUCCUUUGCAAAAAGUCAUUAAAUAUGAGUUUAACUUA
Messenger RNA from Jaculus jaculus (lesser Egyptian jerboa), 3552 nucleotides. RefSeq lists its product as uncharacterized. The record is from RefSeq and is a predicted model, not a curated record. The transcript has 10 exons. NCBI's taxonomy places the organism in Eukaryota, Metazoa, Chordata, Mammalia, Rodentia, Dipodidae. Bases 672 to 1424 code for a protein of 250 amino acids.